Messenger RNA from Camponotus floridanus (Florida carpenter ant), 2149 nucleotides. RefSeq names its product phosphatidylserine decarboxylase proenzyme, mitochondrial (gene Pisd). Gene Ontology annotation, biological process: phosphatidylethanolamine biosynthetic process. The coding region runs from base 211 to 1305 and encodes 364 amino acids. Lineage: Eukaryota; Metazoa; Arthropoda; Insecta; Hymenoptera; Formicidae. The transcript has 5 exons. Gene Ontology annotation, molecular function: phosphatidylserine decarboxylase activity. Gene Ontology annotation, cellular component: mitochondrion. The record is from RefSeq and is a predicted model, not a curated record.
AAGUCAGAUUUGAAAGAUGCGCGCGCAUUUGAAUUACUUUGAAUGGUUUAAUGGAUGCCCCACCACCGUGAAUUUUGUCAUUAUGCACGUGCGCAUAUCGGUCAAUGUUUCCAGAUUGAGAGAGAAAGAAUGAUAUGUCUGCACUCUAAUGUUAACUUCAUCUUUUAGGUAGAGUCAGCAGUAUAUAGGACAUGCGUGCGCUGAAGCAGGAUGGCCAUUCUCAGGUUUCUCUCUGGUAUUGGAUUGUCGAUUCUUGCAGCAACACAAUGGAGUUAUUUACACAAACAUGGAUAUUCCAUUGACAUACAUGACAGGCCAGAACUGUUGAACGAUGUUGUGGUUACAUGUUACUGUUGCCUACCGUUGAGAACAACUAGUAGAAUAUGGGGUUGGUUGACGAGGAUUGAAUUGCCAAUUAGUUUAAGACCGAAGCUCUAUAGAUUUUAUGCGCAUCUGUUUCAUGCCAAUCUGGAUGAGGUAGAAUUAGAUCUGUCUGCAUUCCCAAACCUAGUGGAGUUUUUUGUAAGGGCGCUUAAGCAAAAUGCAAGGCCAAUUGCUGCAAAUACAAAUAUGGUCUCACCUGCAGAUGGUAAGGUCCUUUAUUUUGGACCAGUAACUUCCUGCCGUGUGGAGCAAGUGAAAGGAGUAACGUAUAAUCUCAGGCAGUUUUUAGGCGAUACGAAUUCCAUCUCGAACAUAAUCGCGGACGAUUAUGUUAAUUCACUCUUGAAAAAUCCACUAGACAAUAGAUUGUAUCAAUUAAUCAUUUACUUGGCACCUGGUGAUUAUCAUCGAUUUCACAGUCCCACCGAUUGGAAUAUAAGACUCCGACGACAUUUUCCAGGAAAAUUAUUGAGCGUCAAUCCGAAGAUAUUAAAGUUUAUGCCGAAUCUGUUCUCGCUAAAUGAGCGUGUCGUAUAUAUCGGGGAAUGGACAGAUGGUUUCAUGGCUUACACAGCAAUCGGUGCGACUAAUGUGGGCUCCAUAAAAGUUUAUUGCGAUGGAAACUUGGCCACCAACACAGUGCAAUGGCCAGAAAUUGCGCAUCCGAAGGAAACGAGCUUAGACAAUGCAUGUAUAACUAAAGGCGAACUAUUUGGCGAAUUCAGACUCGGGUCUACGAUCGUGCUUUUGUUCGAGGCACCGCGAGACUUUCGAUUCUGCUUGCAAGUCGGCCAGACCAUUAAAGUCGGUCAAGCCUUGAGUACGCAUUUUAAUGACAAGCCUGAUGAAAGACAAAUCGAACAACACUUAAUUAUGGAUGUUGCCCAAGAUUGGAAACAUAUAUGGAAGCCUAAAAUAUAGAGAGCAGAAUGACAAAGUAGGAACUGAUUUUAAUUCUAUAAAGAACUCAGAAACAUAUUUAUACCUCGCACACUUGCAAAGUCGUGUUGUGGAAUAAAGAGAAGAAUGACUUAAUGAAAGAUCUAGAAACUCGGAAUCUUUGGAGUAAGUAUCGAUUUUGUAAUUACUUUUAUACAUAGCCGUUCGUGUGCAGGAAAUUAUUAUAUCUCACACGAUUUAUCUAAAAUUACAUGUAAAUUAUAUCUAGCGAGAUUACACUCGUUCGUUACUUUAAUUGCGCAAACAUCACGCGAAAGACGUAAUUUAUAAUAGAUUUGACACAUUUAUACCUAUUGCAUACACAUGUAUCAUAGGGUCAAAUAGAUAUAUGUUAAACAUGACGCCUUGUAAUUAUAAUGAUUACAACGGAACUACUCGACGCGUAAAAAAUAUUUCUCUCCCCUCCUUGUGCGUCACUAAGAGGAACGUAACUGUUUUUAGUUGCAUGCCAAAUCGAUCUUCGUUCGUAGUUAGACCGGUCAAGGCCGUUAAAUGAAACACUUCCCUCAAUUAAAGCUCUAUUUUUUUAAAUAAGAAAAUGAACGCACGUCGUAAGUUUAUGAACGUACGAAGCGUCGAUCUGGUUUACUUUCGUUAUCAUGCAAAAGCAUUUUACCGAUCCUCUAUCAUUAAUAUUAAUAUGUUAUUUCUGAGAAAUUAUAUAUUAGAUCAAAAUAUCUCGUGCUUGUGCAUGUUAAAUAUUGCGCGUGCAAACAUUGACUUUGCACUCUAUAAACUAAAAUAAAUCAAAGUGUGAUGUUUAUCAUAGAGGGAGAAGCAGAUAUAUUUUAAGGUGCAAGAAAUG